Molecule: messenger RNA, 2124 nt
Organism: Cylindrotheca closterium
Lineage: Eukaryota; Bacillariophyta; Bacillariophyceae; Bacillariales; Bacillariaceae
Source: the annotation of a GenBank genome assembly
AUGGAGGAUAAUAAUAAGAAACCAAACGAUCACACCGGUUGUUCAGACACUGUUGACAAGGAUUUGUCAUAUGAUUCUGAGAGCGAGGCUAAUCAUGAUGAAAACCUUGCUGCGUCGGCACAACCAGAUUUAGUUGUCGCGAACGAUGAGAACAGAUUGGUAUGGCGACUACGUUUGCUGGUUGCUUUUGUCCUCAUGACUGCUAUGAUUGCAGUGUGUGUAGGGGUAUACUUGAAUGGGCGCAAUGAUCAACAAGAUAGCUUUGAGAAAGAAUUUGCAGGCUUGGCAGACAAGCUCGUCAUUUCGUUUGAAUCUGUCGUGAAACAGCGCUUUGGUGCCAUCGAUAUGUUCUUCUCUGGUUUGACUGCCUAUAGCAACCAGACCGCUUGGCCACUUGUAACCCCUCCUGACUACACAAGACGUGCCUCAGAAUUGCACGCAAUGGCUGGGUUGUCCUUGUCGCUCUUGUUGCCGAGGAUUGAAGCAAAUCGUCGCACCGAAUGGGAAGCGUAUUCAAAUGCCAAUCAAGGUCAUUUGCGAGAGGGUUUGGCGUACAUGCAGGGCGUGGAUGCAGCAGAAAUAGACGUGACACCUAUAUUUCCUGUUAUAAUGGAUCUUGAAUCCAAUCCAGGCUCAUAUGUUCCAGAGUCAGGGCCUGGUCCAUAUUACCCUAUAUGGAUGAUGCACCCUCCAAGCAAUCCCUCCGGCAUAAAUGUCAACAUUCAUAGAAAUUCUGAAAACACGGAAAUUAUGGACUUUGCUGUUGCCAACAAAAGGCCUGCUUUUGGAUUAAGCGAAGACUACCUUGAUCCUACUAGGCCAAGGGAUGAUAGGUACAAUUCGUUUUCAAACACACCAAACUGGAACUAUCAAGAUGAUGCAUUUGCCAUUGCUCAGUUUCCUGUAUUUGAUAAACUCGCGGGAGACCGUUCCGUUGUAGCGAUUUUCUAUACCAUUAUCUACUGGAGAACCUAUUUCGAUGGGCUUUUGCCCAAAGGUUCCAAUGGUAUCCACGUCAUCCUAGAAAACACAUGUGGCCAGCAGUACACUUACAUCGUUGACGGCCUAGAAGCACAGUUUGAAGGUCACGGUGACCUCCAUUCACCCGAGUAUGACUACUUGCGACGAGAAACUAAAAUCGAUUUGAUCCUUGAUCGAGAUCAAACUUUUGUUGACGAAGAUCCUACUUGUCACUACAGCAUCCGAGUGUAUCCUUCUGACACGUUCCGCGACAGUUACGAAACCAACGAGCCUGCACUGUUUGCAAUCGUUCUUGCUGUCGUUUUUGUGUUCACGGCUGCAGUUUUUCUCCUGUACGACUACAUGGUAGAAAGACGACAGAAGGUGGUCAUGAAAUCGGCAAUGCAGUCUGGAAAACUGGUACAUUCCCUUUUUCCAGAAGCCGUCAGGGACCGUUUGUAUGAGGACCAAGACCAAGAGGCAGCAAAUAAGGCUGCUACAUGGAAAACGGGAGCUAACGGAGGUGUGGUUGAGCGCAAGCAAGCCAUUGCCAGCGAGUACCCCGAGACCACCAUCUUCUUCGCAGACCUCGUCGGGUUCACCAAAUGGAGUGCGACAAGAACGCCCGUUGAGGUGUUCGAACUGUUGGAAGCUUUGUAUGGAGCGUUUGACACCAUUGCCAACAAAAGAGGUGUCUUCAAGGUUGAGACCAUCGGCGAUUGCUACGUGGCGGUCACCGGACUCCCAAAUCCGCAAGAAAAGCAUGCGGAGAUCAUGGUGAGAUUUUCUGUCGAUUGCCUUGCAAAAAUGAGAAAUGUGGUUCUGUCACUGGUAGACUCCUUGGGAGAUGAUACAGCAAAUCUGGCCAUGCGUGUAGGUCUGCACAGUGGACCAGUCACCGGGGGUGUCCUUCGUGGACAGAAGUCUAGGUAUCAGCUCUUUGGAGAUACUGUGAAUACUGCGUCAAGGAUGGAGAGCAAUGGAACAACUGGCAUGAUCCAUGUGUCCCAAUCCACAGCUGAUGAGCUAGUGAAGCUAGGAAGGUCUUCGUGGCUAGUGGCUUGUGACGAAAAGUUGCCAAUCAAGGGGAAAGGUGACAUGCAGACAUAUUUCGUCCGGCCUACCAGCUUGACUACGUCGGUUUCGCGGCAGUCAACAAAUUAG